AUGUUUCGCUUGCCGCCGCGACUAUGCGGGCAAUGCGCAAGCAAGAUCCUGAGACCUCGAUAUGCUUCCGCAGCAGACCUUCGAUUCGGCGAUAGCACACGAACAUACAUCUCGAGCACGCGACACAUAACACCGCGGAACCUCAGUUCACGGCAUACCAGCCUAAUCAUCCGACGCUUCCAGAGCCAGUUCGAACCUCUCAAACCACCCUCACCAUCGUCCUUAGGCAAGCCCCGCCAGCCCAAAGCAUACACCCGUUCGCGAAAAUGGCUACGGCGGCUGUUCAGAACCGCUGUAGCUGUCGGACUCAUAGGAGUUCUUGACCACUACUUCUACGACCGCUCUCUCGCCCGCUCGUUUCGCACGUUCUACACCGGCCUGAUCGUUGCGCUGGACUACAACAUCAACUUCCGCCCCGACCCGUGGAUUGGCGACAACGUGAACGACCUACAUUCGCGGAGCGCGAGGAGGGUCUUUGAGCUGUUGAGGGAGAAUGGAGGACUGUACUUGAAGAUAGGACAGGCGAUUGCUAUGCAGAGCGCGAUUCUGCCGCCGGAGUUCCAGAAGAUGUUCGCUCGCAUGUUUGACGAUGCGCCGCAGAAUGAUUGGGCGGAGGUGGAGCAGGUCAUAAAGGAGGACUUUGGGAAGAGUGUGGAGGAGGUCUUUGGGGUCUCGUUCGCCGGUGAUUCUUCGAAGGGUGUCAUGGAGCGGACGGCAAGAGCCAGCGCGAGUGUUGCGCAAGUACAUUGGGCACGACUCGCAGAUGGAAGGGAGGUUGCGGUUAAGAUUCAGAAACGCGAGAUUGCGAGACAGGUCGGCUGGGAUCUUUGGGCAUUCAAGGUUGUCACUCGGCUGUAUACGUGGUGGUUCGAUCUACCGCUGUACCAUCUGGUCCCAUACAUCACCGACCGCUUGAUGCUGGAGACGGACUUUCAAAACGAAGCUAAGAACGCAGGGAAGAUGCGAGAGCUGAUACAGGGCGAGCCGCGCUUGCGAGAUCGCGUCUACAUCCCGGAGGUCUACCACGAGCUGAGCAGCACGCGUGUCAUGACCGCGGAGUGGAUCGAGGGGAUACGGCUAUGGGACAAGGAAGGCAUCCAAGGGUCGUGGCAGGGCGGAUGGAGGAAAGGAUCUCCUGGUGCUGGCGGCAGACGGCUGGAUCCUCCUCCGCCAUCAGUCGCCGCAAGCGUGCCAACCAAUCACCCUAACGACGAGAAGCUCAAGCCAGUUCGUGAUGACUGGCGUGGUCCGAGGAAGAACGGAGGGCUGGGCUUGAGCUUGCGACCAGUAAUGCAGACCAUGGUCGACCUCUUCUCAGCGCAAAUGUUCCUUUGGGGACUUGUACACUGCGACCCACACCCAGGUAACAUAUUCAUUCGGAGGCAGCCAAGCGGCAAGCCUGAGCUCGUCCUGAUCGACCACGGCCUCUAUAUCCAAAUGGAUCCAAAGUUCCGGAAGGAGUAUGCGCAAUUCUGGCGCUCGCUAAUGACUUUCGACAACGCCACGAUCAACCGCAUAACCAAGGAGGAAUGGGGUAUCAACGCACCGGACAUUUUUGCCAGCGCUACUCUCAUGCGACCCUACGAAGGCGGCGAUCGCAAAACGAUUGACGAGCUUAGAGGCCUGAGCAAGCAAGAGCAGCGCCAACGACAGUUCGAGAUGCAGCAGAAGUCCCGCAAAGCCGUCCGCGAAAUCCUCGCUAACCAAGACAAGUUCCCGCAAGAACUCAUCUUCAUCGGCCGCAACCUUCGUAUUGUGCAAGGCAACAACCAAUUCCUCGGCUCACCUGUCAAUCGGGUCAAGAUUACUGGGACGUGGGCUUCGAGGGCGCUUGCAGAGGGCAAGGAUGCGAGUUUUGCGGAUCGAUGGAGGGAGUAUGGACGGCAUGUGCUGUUUAGGACUGUGCUGCUGAGCACGGAUGUGGUGUUUUGGUGGAGCAAGAUGAGGCAGUGGCUGGGGUUGGGGAAGGGCAUGGACGAUGAUAUUGAGGAGAGUAUGCGGAAGAUGGCUGGCAGCAUGGGUGUCGAACUUCAACACGGUGUCUUCGAGGGCUGA
Messenger RNA from Saxophila tyrrhenica, 2055 nucleotides. RefSeq lists its product as uncharacterized. The record is from RefSeq and is a predicted model, not a curated record. NCBI's taxonomy places the organism in Eukaryota, Fungi, Ascomycota, Dothideomycetes, Mycosphaerellales, Extremaceae. The coding region runs from base 1 to 2055 and encodes 684 amino acids. The transcript is spliced from 2 exons.